UCACACUAUUUCUGAAACAGAAAAAAAUAUGACGCCGAGCAAUUCCAAUGAUGGGGAGCAGUACGAAGAUCAGCAUAAUAUUUCCACAUUCGCUGUACUGGAUUUGGAGACUACCAAUUUGCCUGCGAACAACAACAAUCGAGUGGGCAUCACGGAGCUGUGUAUUUAUGCAUUUGAAGCAGCUCUCCUGAAGCAAAAUGGUAAGGAAGGAUCCGGGGAAAAUAAGGUGCCUGUACCCCCACUACCCCGCGUAGUGCAUAAGUUGAAUGUACUAUUUCAGCCGUCUAUGAUGGUGCAUCCGGAUGCAGAAAGAUUUACAGGCCUCAACAACUACAUACUGGAACGCGAAUCAAAGUUAGACGAGAACUCUGCUCAAAUGAUCCUUAACUUUUUGGAGCAUUUGCCAUCUCCGGUUUGUUUAGUGGCUCACAAUGGCUGGCACUUUGAUUUUCCUAUUGUAAGGAAAGCGUUUGCUAAAUUAAAUCUGGAAUUUUCCCCUACUUUGACUUGCGUUGACUCACUUCGUGCCUUUUUGGAGAUUGAUGACAAGCAGUCCCUAGAAGAUGGUCUUAUGAAACUGCCCCAAAGCUUGUCCGAGAAAGUGGAAGAAGCGGAACCACUUUCAUUGGAACGAAACGAAAGCGCCCCGAAAAGUUCAAUUCUGACCCCCACAGAAAAUGCUUCAAAGCAAAUUUCAGGAAAUGUCGUUGAUGCCCUGGAGGCGUCUGCUAGUGGAAAAGUGGAGGAAGCUGAACCCAUUAAGGAACCCGACUGGCGGAUGUUAAAUGAAACCACCCCAAAACGCCCAAUUCUGACCCCCACAAAAGCGGCGUCAAAACGUAGACAAAUUUCAGAGAGCGAGGAUGAUGAAUUGGAGGCGUCGUCACCAGUUAAGCGAACACUGAGUUCUCGUCGUCAACUAUUUAGCGGCCUGAAGUGUGCUCAAAAAAAACGUUGGCCACCAAGAGGCAAGUACAAUUUGGGAUCACUGUAUGAAAGAAAAUUCAAUCAGCCACCAACUACUGCCCACCAAGCGGAGGCGGAUGUGGCCAUGGUCACUGCGCUCAUCCAACAUUACGGCAUGGAUUUCAGAGCCUUUGCUGAGGAGCAAGCUAUUCCAUUCAGCCAAAUCAUUCCACUUGGCUCACCCGCUCGACGCAAAUAAUAGCAUCUAUGGAUUUGAUUAUUGUAUAAGGCAUGGCAUGUAUAUUUGUAGAAAAACAAUUUUUUUAUUUUUAUAUACAUAUAUUUUAAUGGGAUUGAUGAAAUUGAUUAUUAAUAUGUAGCUGUGAAUUCAGAA
This is a messenger RNA of Drosophila miranda, 1300 nucleotides long. RefSeq names its product three-prime repair exonuclease 1. Gene Ontology annotation, molecular function: 3'-5'-DNA exonuclease activity; nucleic acid binding. The record is from RefSeq and is a predicted model, not a curated record. Gene Ontology annotation, biological process: DNA catabolic process. The transcript is spliced from 2 exons. The coding region runs from base 29 to 1165 and encodes 378 amino acids. Gene Ontology annotation, cellular component: cytoplasm. NCBI's taxonomy places the organism in Eukaryota, Metazoa, Arthropoda, Insecta, Diptera, Drosophilidae.